AUGGAGUCUAUUUAUACAGACAUACGAAGUUAUCUUAGUAAUGUUGGAUUUGAGAGGUGGUCUCGAGCAUAUUCACGAAGAAGAAGGUACAAUAUGAUGACAACAAAUCCUUCAGAAAGUGUUAACUCGGUUUUGAAAGAGGAUAGAAAUUUGGUUGUUGCAAGUUUACUUGAUGGAAUUAGAGAGUUCUUGCAAAAGUGGUUUCAUGAUCGAAGAGAAGCUAGUUUGUCAAUGAAAACAAUUUUAACCUCUUGGGCUGAAAGUAUAUUACGUAAGCAACAUGAAGAAUCAAGAAGUUUCUGGGUUCAUCCUAUCAACAAUAUUGAAUACAAUGUAAUGGUCGGUGAUAAACAAUUGAUAGUGAAGUUGAACUUGGGAUCUUGUAGCUGUCGAGUAUGGGAUUUUCAUGAGAUUCCUUGUUCUCAUGCUCUUGUUGUUCUUUGGAUGCUUAACCUAAAUAGUUAUUCUUAUGUGUCUGAUUAUUAUCAUUCACAGACAUUGUUGUCAACAUAUCUAGGACAUGUGCUACCAAUUGGAGUUCAUUCAAAUUGGAGGCUUGUAAACGACGACAUUGGAGCUUUACCUCCUAUUUUUAAACGUUCAGUUGGAAGACCUAAAAAUUUAAGAGUUCCAUCAAUUGGUGAAGUUAAUAGUAGCUCAACAAGAUGUAGUAGUUGUCAUGGCAAGGGUCAUAAUUCUAGAACUUGUAAACUUCGUCAAAUUAAUCAAUGA
Molecule: messenger RNA, 732 nt
Organism: Cucumis sativus (cucumber)
Lineage: Eukaryota; Viridiplantae; Streptophyta; Magnoliopsida; Cucurbitales; Cucurbitaceae
Exons: 2
Coding region: 1-732 (243 amino acids)
Molecular function (GO): zinc ion binding
Source: RefSeq, a predicted model, not a curated record